CAAGCACACAUGAGGGAAAAGCACAAUUUCGAAGCAAGCGCGAGGCAGUAUAAAUCCAGGUUCCCAAAGCUUAAAAAUGUGAAGGCCGAGGAGUGGAUCUGGAUUGGUCAAGAGAUGCAGCAUCGCGCUGCACUUGGCAAGGAGUCUGAGCCUUACCUUCAUGACAACCCGCUGCCUCUCGAUCGUGUUGUUCGUGAAAUCGCCCGUCACAAAAAUAAAGCUCCUGCUGCGACACUCUCAAAUCGGCUGCCAAAUCCAUCACCAGGAAGAAUAUCCGUCCGGACCCCACCACCAAUGGCUGCGAUUGCACCUGGACUGAAUCUUCAUCCCCUAUGCAACCCAGUACAAGUUCAUGCACCUCAAACAUUCCCCGGAACUUCCUCAAUUCAGCAGCCCCCCCUGGGGAUGGCGUUCGCGGAGGAACCUCUGGAUGAGCUCGAUGCUGCUAUGGAAGUAGAGCUUGAGAUUGACCCCAGCCUUUUUCGUCCGGAUCUAUCAAGUGAGUUGAACUUUGGCGAUGCUAGCGACUUCGACUUCGUCUGGGCACUGGGACCCUGUUUAUCUCCACCGAUAAUUACGGGACAGUCCUUCAGUUUCAGCGCUGGUAAUUCUCCGAGGCCUCAAUCUGCAGGACAAAGACUGUCUCCAUAUUCCCAAUUUGUCAACCUAGAUGUUAUCGAUCCUCGUCCCGAUUUUCAGAUCAUGAUUGGCUUGCCGUAUUUUCAGCUUCAGACCAUGCUCGAGCAGCCAGAAUAUACCUUCCUGCAGGUACAUCCUAUCUUAGACGGAAUUCUAUUCUCGCCUGCCAACACUGCUGUUAUCCUACCGACUGAGGCACGACAAGAUGUCCUAUCGAAGCUACUCGGUAUAACACCGGAGCUGCAGCUUACGGAAAAUAUUGCCCAGGUUACGAGAAAACUCCAACGACUCGUACCCGAGAGAUGGGAAGGGGAGCUGUCCAACAAAGUUGGCCAUAUUCUUGAUGCACGCUCGACGGAUGCCUCCCACUUAUCCUCUCUCUUCGGACUAGCUGCCUAUUUCGCGUCCAACAAUGGCCUAGGAACUGGUAUUGGCAUGGACAAUUUUCUAAGGUGGGUCAUCGAUCAGAAAUAUACCGACUAUCUUGAGCGAUUCCUUCAGAUCAACACCCCAACAAUCCAUGCUUUCGCCGCGCAGAUUCUCAAGUCCGCCGCUCGAAUUAAAAAUGUCAAAAUUCUGAGCGCACUCCUGGACCAUGGUGUCAAAUUCGACAAGGUCUUAGAUGAUAUAAUCUCCAUAGGCGAUAUGGAGUUCACGAAACUUGUUCUCUCUAGAGUUGACUCGGCUUGCUUCGAAGGAAAAACAGGGGUCAAGCUAUUCCAUCAUUUUGUGAACGGGAACCAUUUUGACCUGGCUCGGGUGCUUGUCCAAAAUGGAGUAUCCGUAGACUGUCAUCGAUCACCCUACGGAACCCCUCUCUACCACGCGGUAUCUUGCAAGAAUGUCCGUACGAUCAGGUUUCUGCUAAGCCUUGGCGCCGAUGUCAACUGUGUCGUAUAUGGGUCGAAUCCAAACACAGCUCUUGGAAAGGCGACUUACAUGAGAAAUGCAGAGAUUGUCGCACUGCUCGUGGAACAUGGCUCAAAGGUUUCAUGCACAGUGGGAGGGAAGGAUCUUCUGGAGUGGUGUUCGUUGAACUCCAGAAACAUCUAUAAUUUUCUCAAGGAAAAGUUCGGGUCCAUCACCGAUGGUGUCACUAUUGGAGACUUGGUUGGGGCUGCGAGGAGAGGUACGCGUUCCCUGGGGGCCUACAUGUCUAGGUACGAAGGACAAGUUGCAACGUACCAACUAGAGGAAGCGCUAAGUGAAUCAAUACGGCUGGGGCAUCUCGCGGCCUCUGUGGCACUGUUGCAGCAUGGAGUUGGCCCAGACUGCUACACCUUAAAAACUCGACCCCUGUGGACCGCGUUAGACCGAGGGAAGCAAGCCCCGUUUUGCGAGCUAUUGAUAAAGUUCAAAGCGAAUGUCAACACGCCUGGUAUUCUGGAAAAGGCUAUCCAACAUGCUGACGUCGGGCUCCUAGAACUAUUAAUCACGUCAGGGGUGGACCUCGAGGAUCAAGGCAUGGAAGCCUUAGUAAGGUCAGUAAGUUUGGGCUAUGCAUCGUCAAUAGCCUUUUUACUGGACUCCGGAGUAGAUGUCAAUACCCCUGGGCUUGAAAUGAAUCCCCUUCAAACAGCCGCCAGUGAAGGCGAUUUGGAAAUGGUUGAGUUUCUUCUCACACGUGGGGCAGAUAUAAAUGCACCAGCCUAUGCGAUUGGUGGGCGCACCGCACUGCAAUCAGCACUCAAAGGCGAGCUCUCUGUUGAAGUUGCAAGUUUUUUGCUGGAUAAAGGGGCGGAUAUAUUCGCACCACCUGCAUUAGUGGAUGGAAUAACGGCUCUAGAGGCCCUUUUUUGGGGCUGGUCUUCUAAUAAAGAGCGUAUUGUUCUUUGCAGUCGGCUUCUGGAUGCCGGUGCGCCGGUCAACAGACCGAAUGGGGAGCCGAGUUCGGCACUUCAUGGCGCCAUUGAAGAAGGCUGGGAAGAAAUUUUUGCCCGAAUUCUGGAACUUCAGCGAAAUGCAAUCAUCAACUACAUGUGGUGCAACAAGGAGAUAGAAGAGGAGGAAGGCAAUUAUACCUGGGAGCCUAGGACACCAACUCAGCUGGCAGCGGGCUAUGGACUACUCAAAUUUGUGAAGAUGCUCGUUGACCGUGACGCUGACAUCAACGAGGCUCCGGGGUAUCGAUUUGGGCGUACCGCUCUUCAAGCUGCCACGUCCAGAGAAACCCCAGAUAUGGAGCUUGUACAAUUCCUUCUCGAGAAAGGCGCGCACAUCAAUUCAAAGCCGGCAGUUCAUGGUGGAAUCACGGCCCUGCAAGGUGCUGCCAUAUCUGGCGACGUCAUGCUGGCCAAAUUACUUCUCGAAAAAGGGGCCGAAGUCAAUGCAGCGCCUUCCUUGAUUGAAGGCCGAUAUGCAAUCGAAGGAGCUGCUGAGCAUGGCCGCUUAGACAUGGUCCAAUUGCUUCUGAAUGCUGGAGCAAAAGGUAAUGUCCUUCGUGGAACGGGCUUUGAAGACGCCAUUAAGCUCGCGGAGGAGAACAAUCAUUUUGCAGUUGUAAAUCUCUUGAGCAACAGAUAGAAUCAAUCUCGAGUCGAGCGAUCAUUCGUGCCUUUGAUGUUCUCCAAAAGUAUUGGGACCCGUAUACUUGUAGCACAGCUGCAAAUGGAAUCAACAAAAUAGAGGCGCAAUGGAUGAGGCAGGGAAUGUGGCAUUAUCUUGGUGUUUACGAUGAAAUGGAUUCAUGUAUCAAUGGUUGUUCGUUUUGUGUGGCACAAGCUAGGAAAGUCAGACGGAAUAAGAUUCCACCUAUUUUGGAAAUAUAUUUCACCUCAAUCUUUUCUCUCCACCUCUCUUU
Hyaloscypha bicolor E is the source of this 3439-nucleotide messenger RNA. RefSeq names its product ankyrin. The transcript has 6 exons. Gene Ontology annotation, molecular function: protein binding. Bases 10 to 3162 code for a protein of 1050 amino acids. The record is from RefSeq and is a predicted model, not a curated record. Lineage: Eukaryota; Fungi; Ascomycota; Leotiomycetes; Helotiales; Hyaloscyphaceae.